CAGAAGGUUACAAGGGGUUACAAGGGGUUACAACGGGUGACAGGGGGUUACAGGCGGUUACAAAGGAUUAUAGAAACUUUGUUCUGAGUAGAACGUUCCCAGAUACUUUUUCUUGAACUAUUUUGCCAAAAAAAUCAAAGUUGAAGAAAUCUUAAAUUUUUGACCAAAACGAUGGACUAACCCCUUUGGAAAAAUUCUAAUUUUACGUUUUUCAUAAACAGUUGUUUUUAUAGUCUUUAAAGGCUUCUGUUUUAUCUAGAACGUCAGCAAACACUUUUUCUCGGUCUUUUUUUUGAUAAACACAAAAGAUGAAAAAACUUCAACUUUUUGACCAAAAUCAUGGACUAUCCCCUUUGCAAAAAUGCCAAUUUUGCCUUCUUUUUAAAUUCAUGUUUAUAUUGUCUAGAAAGGCUUGUUUUCUAACGAGAACGUCACCAAAUACUUUUUGUCGGUGUAUUUUGCAUAAAACGAAACGUUAACAAAAUUUCCAAUUUUUGACCAAACCCAUGGACUAACCUCUUUGGAAAAAUGUCAAUUUUGUGGGUUUUUGAAACCGAUGUUUUAGUUGUUCAGAAAGGCUUGUUUGCUAUAUAAAACCUCAAAAAUCGUUUUUCACUAUUUCUUUUUACGCUCUAUGACAUAGGAAUACAGGGGGUUACAAGGGGUUAGAAGGGGUGACAGGGGGUUACAAGGGGUUACAGGGGGUCACAAGGGGUGACAAGGGGUUACAGGGGGUUACAAAGGAUUAUAGAAACUUUUUUCUUAUUAGAACGUUCCCAGAUACUUUUUUUUGGUCUAUUUUGGAUAAAAAUUCAAAGUUGAAGAAAUCUCAAAUUUUUGACCAAAACGAUGGACUAACCCCUUUGGAAAAAUUCAAAUUUUGCGUUUUUCAUAAACAGUUGUUUUUAUAGUCUUUAAAGGCUUCUUUUUUAUCUAGAACGUCAGCAAACACUUUUUCUCGAUCUAUUUUUGAUAAACACAAAAGAUGAAACAACUUCAACUUUUUGACCAAAAUCAUGGACUAUCCCCUUUGCAAAAAUGCCAAUUUUGCCUUCUUUUUAAAUUCAGGUUUAUAUUGUCUAGAAAGGCUUGUUUUCUAACGAGAACGUCACCAAAUACUUUUUGUCGGUGUAUUUUGCAUAAAACGAAACGUUAACAAAAUUUCCAAUUUUUGACCAAAACCAUGGACUAACCCUUUUGGAAAAAUGUCAAUUUUGUGUGUUUUUGAAACCGAUGUUUUCGUUGUUCAGAAAGGCUUGUUUGCUAUAUAAAACGUCAAAAAUCGUUUUUUCACUAAUUAUUUUCACGAUCUAUGACAUGGGAAUACAAGGGGUUACAGGGGGUUUCAAGGGGUUACAUGGGGUGACAGGGGGUUACAAGAGGUUACAGGGGGUUACAAGGGGUGACAGGGGGUUAGAGGGAGUUAGAAAGGAUUAUAGAAUGUUUUUUCUAACUAGAAUGUUCCCAGAUACUUUUUGUUGGUCUAUUUUGCAUAAAAAUUUAAACUUGUAGAAAUGUCAAAUUUUGACCAAAACGAUGGACUAACCCCUUUGGAAAAAUUCUAAUUUUGCGUUUUUUAUAAACAGUUGGUUUUAUAAUCUUUAAAGGCUUCUCUUUUAUCUAGAACGUCAGCAAACACUUUUUCUCGGUCUUUUUUUGAUAAACACAAAAGAUGAAAAAACUUCAACUUUUUGACCAAAAUCAUGGACUAUCCCCUUUGCAAAAAUGCCAGUUUUGCCUUCUUUUUAAAUGCAUGUUUAUAUUGUCUAGAAAGGCUUGUUUUCGAAGGAGAACGUCACCAAAUACUUUUUGUCGGUGUAUUUUGCAUAAAAGGAAACGUUAACAAAAUUUCCAAUUUUUGACCAAAACCAAGGUCUAACCCCUUUGGAUAAAUGUGAAUUUUGUGGGUUUUUGAAACCGAUGUUUUCGUUGUUCAGAAAGGCUUGUUUGCUAUAUAAAACGUCAAAAAUCGUUUUUUCACUAUUUAUUUUCACGAUCUAUGACAUGGGAAUACAAGGGGUUACAAGGGGUUACAGGGGGUUACAAGGGGUUACAAGGGGUGACAGGGGGUUACAAGGGGUUACAAGGGGUGACAGGGGGUUAUAGGAAGUUACAAAGGAUUAUAGAAUUUUUUUUCUAACUAGAACGUUCCCAGAUACUUUUUCUUGGUUUAUUUUACAUAAAAAUUUAAACUUGUAGAAAUCUCAAAUUUUUUACUAAAACGAUGGACAAACCCCUUUGGAAAAAUUCUAAUUUUGCGUUUUUUAUAAACAGUUGGUUUUAUAGUCUUUAAAGGCUUCUUUUUUAUGUAGAACGUCAGCAAACACUUUUUCUCGGUCUUUUUUUGAUAAACACAAAAUAUGAAAAAACUUCAACUUUUUGACCAAAAUCAUGGACUAUCCCCUUUGCAAAAAUGCCAAUUUUGCCUUCUUUUUAAAUUCAUGUUUAUAUUGUCUAGAAAGGCUUGUUUUCUAACGAGAACGUCACCAAAUACUUUUUGUCGGUGUAUUUUGCAUAAAACGAAACGUUAACAAAAUUUCCAAUUUUUGACCAAAACCAUGGACUAACCCUUUUGGAAAAAUGUCAAUUUUGUGUGUUUUUGAAACCGAUGUUUUCGUUGUUCAGAAAGGCUUGUUUGCUAUAUAAAACGUCAAAAAUCGUUUUUUCACUAAUUAUUUUCACGAUCUAUGACAUGGGAAUACAAGGGGUUACAGGGGGUUUCAAGGGGUUACAUGGGGUGACAGGGGUUACAAGAGGUUACAGGGGUUACAAAGGGGUGACAGGGGUUAGAGGGAGUUAGAAAGGAUUAUAGAAUGUUUUUUCUAACUAGAAUGUUCCCAGAUACUUUUUGUUGGUCUAUUUUGCAUAAAAAUUUAAACUUGUAGAAAUGUCAAAUUUUGACCAAAACGAUGGACUAACCCCUUUGGAAAAAUUCUAAUUUUGCGUUUUUUAUAAACAGUUGGUUUUAUAAUCUUUAAAGGCUUCUCUUUUAUCUAGAACGUCAGCAAACACUUUUUCUCGGUCUUUUUUUGAUAAACACAAAAGAUGAAAAAACUUCAACUUUUUGACCAAAAUCAUGGACUAUCCCCUUUGCAAAAAUGCCAGUUUUGCCUUCUUUUUAAAUGCAUGUUUAUAUUGUCUAGAAAGGCUUGUUUUCGAAGGAGAACGUCACCAAAUACUUUUUGUCGGUGUAUUUUGCAUAAAAGGAAACGUUAACAAAAUUUCCAAUUUUUGACCAAAACCAAGGACUAACCCCUUUGGAUAAAUGUGAAUUUUGUGGGUUUUUGAAACCGAUGUUUUCGUUGUUCAGAAAGGCUUGUUUGCUAUAUAAAACGUCAAAAAUCGUUUUUUCACUAUUUAUUUUCACGAUCUAUGACAUGGGAAUACAAGGGGUUACAAGGGGUUACAGGGGGUUACAAGGGGUUACAAGGGGUGACAGGGGGUUACAAGGGGUUACAGGGGGUUACAAGGGGUGACAGGGGGUUAUAGGAAGUUACAAAGGAUUAUAGAAUUUUUUUUCUAACUAGAACGUUCCCAGAUACUUUUUCUUGGUUUAUUUUGCAUAAAAAUUUAAACUUGUAGAAAUCUCAAAUUUUUUACUAAAACGAUGGACAAACCCCUUUGGAAAAAUUCUAAUUUUGCGUUUUUUAUAAACAGUUGGUUUUAUAGUCUUUAAAGGCUUCUUUUUUAUGUAGAACGUCAGCAAACACUUUUUCUCGGUCUUUUUUUGAUAAACACAAAAUAUGAAAAAACUUCAACUUUUUGACCAAAAUCAUGGACUAUCCCCUUUGCAAAAAUGCCAAUUUUGCCUUCUUUUUAAAUUCAUGUUUAUAUUGUCUAGAAAGGCUUGUUUUCUAACGAGAACGUCACCAAAUACUUUUUGUCGGUGUAUUUUGCAUAAAACGAAACGUUAACAAAAUUUCCAAUUUUUGACCAAACCCAUGGACUAACCCCUUUGGAAAAAUGUCAAUUUUGUGGGGUUUUGAAACCGAUGUUUUAGUUGUUCAGAAAGGCUUGUUUGCUAUAUAAAACCUCAAAAAUCGUUUUUCACUAUUUCUUUUUACACUAUAUGACAUGGGAAUACAGGGGGUUACAAGGGGUUACAAGGGGUGACAGGGGGUUACAAGGGGUUACAGGGGGUUACAAGGGGUGACAAGGGGUUACAGGGGGUUACAAAGGAUUAUAGA
Molecule: messenger RNA, 4187 nt
Organism: Porites lobata
Lineage: Eukaryota; Metazoa; Cnidaria; Anthozoa; Scleractinia; Poritidae
Source: the annotation of a GenBank genome assembly